Messenger RNA from Papaver somniferum (opium poppy), 1069 nucleotides. Its product is annotated as elongation factor P-like. Gene Ontology annotation, biological process: peptide biosynthetic process; translational elongation. The record is from RefSeq and is a predicted model, not a curated record. Gene Ontology annotation, cellular component: cytoplasm. Lineage: Eukaryota; Viridiplantae; Streptophyta; Magnoliopsida; Ranunculales; Papaveraceae. Gene Ontology annotation, molecular function: translation elongation factor activity. The transcript has 5 exons. The coding region runs from base 94 to 828 and encodes 244 amino acids.
UUCCAUCCUUCCCUUAUCAACUCAGCCUAUUCAUGGUCCUCUCGAAUUUGACGAGAGAGUAGAGAAAUAAAAGUCCAGUUUCAGGGUUCAGUGAUGGCGGGAAUCACUACAUUCAGUACUUCAUCAUCAUCAUCAUGUCUUCGUUAUUCAUCAUCAUCAGGAGCUGCAACAACACUUUCAUUAUCAUCUAAUAAACCAUUUAUUCUCCCAAUGCGUUUAUCUACACCUAAAUUCACUCCUCUCCGUCACAAAUUCACCAAAAUUCUGUCUUUUACUAGUAAUGAUAUCAAAGUUGGUGCUAGUAUUGAAGUUGAUGGUGCCCCUUGGAAAGUUCUUGAGUUCCUUCAUGUGAAACCAGGGAAAGGAGCUGCGUUUGUGAGGACCAAGAUUAGGAAUUAUGUUACUGGAAGUACUGUUGAAAAGACUUUUCGAGCUGGAAUUUCGAUGAGUGAAGCUGAUGUCGCGAAGGAGACUAAGCAAUACACUUACAAAGAGGGUGCUCAAUUUGUGUUCAUGGACCUGACUACGUAUGAGGAAAUUCGUUUGAAUGACUCCGAUGUGGGUGACAAGAAGAAGUGGCUGAAAGAAGGAAUGGACUGCAUUAUGCACUUCUGGAAGGGAAAGUGUAUCGACUUUGAACUUCCAAUCACAGUUAAGAUGAAGGUGAUUCAAACUGAUCCUGGCCUUAAAGGUGACACUGCACAAGGUGGAUCAAAGCCAGCAACUGUCGACACUGGUGCUACAGUGAGUGUUCCUUUGUUCAUUAACACUGGCGACGACAUAUUGGUGGACACUAGAACCGGGAAUUACAUGGGCAGGGAAAAGUAGUUUUGAAACUUCUGGUUUUUUGUAAGCACCCCAUUUUGUCGCCAAGAUUUACGUAUUUUUGUGUACCCAUACGCGAGCAGAGUAGUAGUAUAACAGAGAGAAGGGGUGUUGUUUCUUAAUCUUAUUUAUUAUGCAGUUCUUCUUGGUACUAUUUUGAGGCCCAACGGAACAAACAUUCAGAGUUCAGUUCAGUGUUAUCUUCUUUAUAUAAUAUAUGAAUAUCGUUUCUUAAAGCUGUAAA